GAUACGUCCGUCCUUACAGCGCUCCAGCACAUUGCCGUACUUCUCAGCAGCAGCAUGGCGAACCUGGAACCAGUGGCUGAGGACUGCGAAAGUGGGAAAAUGUCAACUGAAAAUUGUACCUCAACGCUUAAGCAAAGUUGUACCCCGGCGGGAGAUAAGAGCGCAGUGCCGUGUUUGAUACCGUCUUUUGCGGACGCCUGCAAGCUUGUGGACGCGCCGUACUCGUGCCUGGUCGUGGAAAGCCACCGGAGACACGUCGCGCUGUCGCCUCUCUACCUGCGAAAGAAAAGGAGCGGAAUUCAGGAGCAACUGAACGCAGAACUCCUGAAGUACUCCGAAAGUUUGAAAGGGGUUCCUUUGGCCUAUGACAACAUCAAAGUUAUCGGACAAUACGGAGACAUUUACGAUGAUAACGGAUUCAUCCACAUGAACAUUGAAGCGAUGUUUGUGAUCUUCCAGCCCAAACGAGGACAGAACCUGUCUGGUGUUAUAAAUAAAGUUGGCGUGAGUCACGUGGGCUGCGUGGUGCACGGCUGCUUCAACGCCUCCGUGCCCAGGCCCCCGCAGGUGUCUCAGGAGGCGUGGCAGCAGGCGGGGCUGAGUGUUGGCUCCGCCCUGGAGUUCCAGGUGUCCCAGCUGGACGCUGACACUGCAGGGGUCCUGCUCAUCAGAGGGAGGCUGAACAGACACAGUACACAGACUCUCGCUGCAGUGGGCGUGGCCAACGGGGCGGAGCUUACAGAGGAACCGCCCGAAGAAACAACCGCUAAGAAGAAGAAAAAGCACAAAAACCCGGCAAACGAUUCGGCUGGAGUUUCCACGGCGACGGAAGAAACGACUGCAGGUGAGUUCGUUGCCGUGGAGACGGAUGCAGGCACAGCCUUGGUGGACGUGGACGUGAACAUGAAUGGGCACGGCGACGGCAAGAAGAAGAAAAAGAAGAAGAAAAAGAGGAAGGAGGAGGAGGAGGAGGCGCAGGAGGAGGUGCAGCAGGAGCUGCAGCAGAACUCUCCGGUGGAGUUCCACAUCAGCGACUCCAGGGGUUACCAGAGCGACAAGGGCAGCAGGAAGAGGAAGAAGAGGGAGGAGCAAGAGGAAGGGGCGGAGCUCAGCAACAGCCUUGAGGAAUCUGAACCGAAGAAGAAGAAGCAGAAGAAAAACAAGAGAAGCAGCCAAUAAAAACAGGGCUUGUGGCUGGUGGGAGGGGAGCAGACUGACGCGCGCUGGCUUGGCUGCAGGUCAGUCGGGAUUUUCUGCAGCACAGUCCUGUGAAUUAUGAACAAACUCACUGUGAGCUGGUCCAGCAUACUGACUGAAUUUAUGAGACAAACUGUAAAAUUGUAAUAAAAUACUUUAUUAUGCAUU
Anguilla anguilla (European eel) is the source of this 1365-nucleotide messenger RNA. RefSeq names its product RNA polymerase I subunit F (gene polr1f). The record is from RefSeq and is a predicted model, not a curated record. The transcript is spliced from 4 exons. Bases 55 to 1179 code for a protein of 374 amino acids. Gene Ontology annotation, biological process: DNA-templated transcription; DNA-templated transcription initiation. NCBI's taxonomy places the organism in Eukaryota, Metazoa, Chordata, Actinopteri, Anguilliformes, Anguillidae. Gene Ontology annotation, cellular component: RNA polymerase I complex.